CACGUUAGCUUAGUAAUUUAGCUAACCGCGAGUAUUCCUCUGACCGUGUCGGCGCCGUUUACGGUGUGUUUUUUAUUUUUAUUUUUCCCGAAGCACCGAGGGGACCACGCAUUUGUGUUCGCUUACCGUCUUCUCACGUAGGCCAAAGAGGAUAAAUCACCGGAGCUUGUGUUUGAACGCAUUCCAAUGAUGAGUUAUGCUGAAAAGCCAGAUGACAUCACGAAAGAAGAGUGGAUGGACAAACUGAACAACGUUCACAUUCAGAGGGCGGACAUGAAUCGGCUCAUUAUGAAUUACCUGGUGACAGAGGGCUUUAAAGAGGCAGCGGAGAAGUUUCGGAUGGAGUCUGGCAUUGAGCCGAGUGUGGACCUGGACUCUCUCGAUGAAAGGAUAAAGAUCAGAGAGAUGAUCCUGAAGGGACAAAUACAGGAAACUAUUGCACUCAUCAACAGCCUUCACCCAGAGCUACUUGACACCAAUCGAUACUUGUAUUUUCAUCUGCAGCAGCAGCAUUUGAUUGAGUUGAUCAGGCUCAGGGAGACAGAGUCAGCGCUGGAGUUUGCCCAGACACAACUGGCUGAGCAGGGGGAGGAGAGUCGAGAGUGUCUGACAGAGAUGGAGAGGACACUAGCUCUUCUGGCCUUUGACAACCCAGAGGAAUCGCCCUUUGGAGAUCUUCUCAACAUGAUGCAGCGGCAAAAGGUUUGGAGUGAGGUGAACCAAGCUGUGUUGGACUAUGAAAACAGGGAGUCAACACCUAAAUUGGCAAAGCUCCUGAAGUUACUGCUGUGGGCACAGAAUGAGCUGGACCAGAAGAAGGUGAAAUAUCCCAAAAUGACUGACCUCAGCACGGGCACCCUCGAGGACCCCAAGUGAACGCAACGACGAACAGCCUCCUUCCACGUCUCUUUAAUUUAUAAUCAGUCAGUGACUGUGUGACAGCCAGGUAACAUAUGUACAAACAAAAGUCUACAUUGUUUUUGUUUUUUUUGUUUCACUCAUAAUUUAACUCAUUGUGUAAAACUGUAAGAUGCUGUAUUUGCAAAGUGACAGAAAUGAUGUAGUAUAAAUACUGACCAUGGCUUUUUAGAUUGAUCUUGGAGACAAACAAAAUUCAAAUUGCUGUUUUAAAUCUUGUCGUUCUAAAGCUGAAAGUCAGUAGUAUUAUUUAUUGCAACCUCUAAUCCCCCACCAAAUACUUUGUCAGAGAGAGCUGGUGAUACAAAUGAACACUGUUGAUGCUGUGAUGUGAGGAGCCAAAAAAUUAAAGGUCAACUGUAA
Molecule: messenger RNA, 1281 nt
Organism: Solea senegalensis (Senegalese sole)
Lineage: Eukaryota; Metazoa; Chordata; Actinopteri; Pleuronectiformes; Soleidae
Product: glucose-induced degradation protein 8-B homolog
Exons: 5
Coding region: 187-876 (229 amino acids)
Biological process (GO): proteasome-mediated ubiquitin-dependent protein catabolic process; positive regulation of canonical Wnt signaling pathway
Cellular component (GO): cytoplasm; nucleus
Molecular function (GO): protein binding
Source: RefSeq, a predicted model, not a curated record